AUGCUCGGGCUGCCUUAUCCUGGAGCUGACCGACACCUGUCCUUCCAAACCAAGACAACUGGAUGCACCUGCCCAUUGCUGGCACUGGUGGGCAGACCCUGGGCACACGUCACUGUGCCCAAGUCAAUCCUGCGUCAAGCCCAGAAGCACUGGGGAGCGGGAGAAGCCGCAGCUUCAGAGCGGAAAGUGCUGAACAAAUAUUACCCACCGGACUUUGAUCCGGCAAAGAUCCCGAAGCUCGAGCUCCCCAAGGACCGGCAGUACGUGCUGAGGCUGGUGGCCCCCUUCAACACGAGGUGCAAGACAUGUAGGGAGCACAUCUACAAGGGCAAGAAAUUCAGUGCCCACAAGGGGACAGUGCAGAACGAGGUCUACCUGGGGCUGCCCAUCUUCUGCGUCAUCAAGUGCACGCGCUGCCUGGCUGAGAUCACCUUCAAGUCAGAUCCCAAGAACACAGAUUACCCCGUGGAACAUGGUGCCACAAGGAACUUCCAGGUUGAAAAGCUCCUGGAGGAGGAGGAAAAGAGGCUGCAGAAGGAGAGGGAAGAGGAAGAGCUCAACAAUCCCAUGAAGGUCCUGGAGAACCUGCAGGAGUUGAAGCUCAACCAGUGCCAGGCCAACGUGGAUUCUGAGGCCACGCUGAAGCAGUACAAGGAGCUGGAGGAGGAGCAGAGGUGCAAGAAGCAGGAGGAGGAUGAACAGGAGAUGAAGGCCAUGGUGGAACAUGCCCAGAACCGCCGGCUCCUGGUGGAUUCUGACUCUGACAAGGAACCAGCGAAACCCUGCCCGAAUCCCACAGCCCAAACAAAACCCACAGACGUCCUGCAGGAGGACCCCCAGCUCCAGAGCAAGAAGCCAAGGACGGAGAGCUGGGAGCAGAGCGUGGGCAAGCUCAGCAGCAAGGCCCAGCUGGCCGGGCUGGUGGCCCGCAGGAUGCAGAAGCCGGAUCCUGCCCUGCAGAACAGGAUGGAAACACAAGGCACUGCGGCCAACACCACCUCGCUUCCAGCAGCAGCAGCCACGUCCUCACUGGAUUUGUUGGGAGCCUACUCACACAGCGAGGAGAGCACCAGCAACUGA
Messenger RNA from Hirundo rustica (Barn swallow), 1080 nucleotides. RefSeq names its product splicing factor YJU2-like. Gene Ontology annotation, biological process: mRNA splicing, via spliceosome. Gene Ontology annotation, cellular component: U2-type catalytic step 1 spliceosome. NCBI's taxonomy places the organism in Eukaryota, Metazoa, Chordata, Aves, Passeriformes, Hirundinidae. The record is from RefSeq and is a predicted model, not a curated record.